Molecule: messenger RNA, 2884 nt
Organism: Myzus persicae (green peach aphid)
Lineage: Eukaryota; Metazoa; Arthropoda; Insecta; Hemiptera; Aphididae
Exons: 15
Coding region: 299-2599 (766 amino acids)
Biological process (GO): proteolysis
Molecular function (GO): serine-type endopeptidase activity; protein binding
Source: RefSeq, a predicted model, not a curated record
UCAACAUCGACGGCAUACCAGCAUCAUAGUUACGUGUUGUAAAGUUGUAAUGGUAUUAUUAUUUACUAUUUAUUAUAAUAUUGAUAAUGUUGAAAAUUAAUAAAUUCUCUACAGAUAUAUUCAGUGUUUAUUGUAAAUUAUAAUAUUACAGUUUAUUUUAGUUACCUGCAUGUUAGAAAAUAUACUGUAAACUUUUUUUUAGUGUCUAGUGUCGUUAAUUUGAUAAAAAUUUUUCUUAGAAACGUUUAUUGUUUAUAUUGUUUAAUAUAUUUGCUUUAACCUAAGCCCACCAUCAACAAUGAAUUUGAAGUAUUCCUGGAUAAUAUUAUAUCCAUGUUUAUUUUUCGGAUCCGGCAUUUCCUGUGACAGAAAACUCGUAAGACGACAAGUUGUAUCAUCUUGCUCAGUAGACACUGAGGAUAAGUUUUAUUGUUCCAAUGGACUGCGUAUUGAAUGGUCGUGGAUUUGUGAUGGUCGUAAGGAUUGUUCAGAUGGUUCAGAUGAAACCAAAGAGCUGUGUGCUCGGUAUGAGUAUGGGACAAAUAUGACCACAAAUUGCGGUAAAGUGUAUGGCAAUGACAGUGAAUUGAUUGACAGUGGUACAGAAUCACUUGUCGGAAAGUUAACAUGGGUGGUUGGAAUAUAUGAAUUAUCUGACGAUAUCAAAAAAAAUAUUAUUACUUGUGAAGGAUCAAUUAUUGCUCCAAAUGUAGUAAUUUCUGCUGCACAAUGUUUUGAGCAAGAAGGUAUGUUAUCUAAGCAAAUAUCAGUAAAGGAUAGACCAUACGGAAUCGUAGUUGUAGGAUAUCAAGAUAAUUCUAUUGUUAAAGAUCACUAUACUCAAGUAGCGAUCGUGGAAAUGAUUUACCUGAAAGAAUGUUACCUUGGAUCUAGUGGGUAUCAAACUGAAAAUAUAGCUGUUAUUGUAUUACGAAAUUCAAUUACCAUGAAUUAUUAUGUUACCCCUGUUUGUAUCGAUUGGAAUAGUAUAUAUAAUGUUAAAAAUGGUGAUCAGGGAAAGAUUGUUUUUUCAAAUAUUGACACCAUAAAUGGCACAAGUAAAUUUGUUUUAAUAGACAAACUGAUUCAAUACAUCGACCAUACUACUUGUCAAAAAAUGUAUUCCAACGGAUUUCUACAGUUUCUGACUUUUGAUAAGUUUUGUACAGAUAAUAAAUUGGGACAAAGCAUGAUUAAUGCAUAUGCUGGAUCAGGUAUAAGCUUUUUACACGAUAAUUCUUAUUAUUUAACCGGGAUACUAAGUGUUACGAAUUAUUUAAGCAACGAUACAGUCAUAGGUUUCACAGACAUCAAAUACCAUGUUCAAUGGAUUCGUGGAAUUUUAAAUAAACAUUUUACAAUGAAUAUAUGCGUUUUACCAAUCGUUGAAGGUGUUGUAUAUUCUUAUGAGGGUUCUAAUGAAAUUUUAUCUCACGGCACAUUAAUUAGUCAGAAAGUUACUGUUAUUGAGAAUUGUGAAGUUGGAUAUCAUAAGGCUUAUACCAAUGGUUUUAGGAUUUGUCUGGGAAAAGGAAAAUGGUUAUCCAAUUUUGAGAAAUUAUGUUUGAAAAUGUGUCCACCUCUAGAAUCAAAUAGUUUAGAUAUUAAAUGUAGUCAUAAUGGUAAGUAUGCUAAUUGUUCAAAUUUAUCUAUACCCGAUACAAUAGCAACAGCAUCUUGUAAGCAAACAUAUAUUGCACCGCACGGAGAAGAUCUGACUCCAUUUGAAUUACUUUGUCAGUCGAAUGGAACGUGGAAUAAACAACUAUAUAGAUGCAAUCCAUAUUGUGGUAGAGAAUAUAUAACAAACAAAGUAUUAAUCGACAAUGGUGAAAAAGCACCUGUUGGAACUGCACCUUGGAAUGUCGGGUUAUAUCGCUUUAAUAAAAAUAAUUCCAAUUAUGAUUUGAUUUGUGGAGGAUCAAUUAUUUCUCCAAAUUUAGUAGUUUCUGCGGCUCAUUGUUUUUGGCCAAAAGGCAUGUUAUCUAAAAACUUUUCAAUAAACAUCAGUUUAUACAAAAUUGCUGUCGGAAAAUAUUCUAGAGAUUUUUCAGUAAUUGACAAUGAUUUUACUCAAAUAUUUAAUGUAGAAAUGAUUCACCUGAAUAAAGAUUAUCAUGGACCUACUGGGUAUCAUGCUAAAGAUAUAGCUAUUAUUGUUUUGCAAAAUAGAGUUUAUUUUAGUAAUGGUGUUGCACCUGUUUGUAUGGAUUGGAGUGGUAAAUACAAUGUAGUCAAUGGAGAUCACGGAAAGAUUGUUGGUUGGGGAAAAACUGAAAAAGGCAUUUCAAGUCCUAUUUUAUUAGAAGCAUCUUUACCAUACAUUGACCAUAGUUCUUGUCGGAAUAUGUAUACAAACGGAUUUGAAUUAUUUGUGACUGUUGAUAAAUUUUGUGCUGGUUCUGAAUUGGUUUCAGGACAAGGAGUAAAUAAGGGAGAUAGCGGUGCAGGAUUAAGCUUUAACCACUCUGAUUUUUAUUAUUUAACCGGAGUAGUGAGUAUAAAGGAUCCAGAUACAAAAAACUCAAUCGCUGUUUUUACCGAAGUUAAAUAUCAUAUUCAAUGGAUUCAUGAACUCUACAACAAACAUAAUAUCUAAUUCCAAUGAGAUUAGAUAAAAUAUUUUUUUUAAUUUGUAAUUGAAAUCAAUAUUUGUAUUAAUCAGUUUUUACUUAUGCGUAACAGUUUUUAACUAAUAGUAACACAUAAUCAUCAUUAAAAUAAAAACAGUACGUGUCAUAAAUCAUAAUACAUAAGUAGUAUCUAAGUAUUAUAUACAGAGUGAUCCAACAAGACAAGCAUGGUUCCUCGACUGUUUCUUUAAUUAUGAAGUUGUCUUAAUCUGAUUUUUUGAAUCUUUAAAUAUACACAAAGACCAUUAUUA